Molecule: messenger RNA, 4107 nt
Organism: Poecilia latipinna (sailfin molly)
Lineage: Eukaryota; Metazoa; Chordata; Actinopteri; Cyprinodontiformes; Poeciliidae
Gene: slc9a1b
Product: solute carrier family 9 member A1b
Exons: 12
Coding region: 416-2647 (743 amino acids)
Biological process (GO): regulation of intracellular pH; sodium ion import across plasma membrane; proton transmembrane transport
Cellular component (GO): plasma membrane
Molecular function (GO): sodium:proton antiporter activity; potassium:proton antiporter activity
Source: RefSeq, a predicted model, not a curated record
UUUGAAUAUUUGUCCAUCGGAUUUUAACCCUUUUCUAUCAAAACAUUUUAUUAAUCAGAAGAAUCCUCAUUGAAACAAAAAACCACCUAAACAGGCUUCAUGUUGAGAGACAUGAGCACUCCUCUCCAGCAGGUGUCGCUUCAGCUCCGUGUUGCGGACAAAAGAAGAGCAGGCUGGAGUUUCUUUGGGGAAACUGCGCCCCCGUGCGGUGAGACUGCGCAGGUGCGGCGUGAGCGCGUGACCGAGGCGCGUGCCUGAUGAUGAGCAGCUGACCUUUUUCCUGCGGUCGCCUCCCUGUCCUCCUCUGCAGGUGUGCGCAGUUUUAACAUGACCGCCGAGUUUCUGCGCAACAUCUGCGUCUCCACGUGGCGCGCGCCUCCUUUCAGCCGCUGAUCGGAACCGGAUCCAUCCGAACAUGGCCGUGCUCGGUCCAGGUCCCGCUUCGUUUCGGUUCGGCUCGGUCCUCCUGAUUCUCCUGAUCCUUAGCGGUUCUUCCUGGACCAGAGAUGUCCCCACAGGACGCAACGACACCAGGCCAGAACUGAACCGGGAGCGUGACGGCCAAAACCGGGAUCAUGGAAACAACGCCACGAAACACAAGGCUUUCCCCGUCCUCGAGUUGAACUACGAUUAUGUCCGGAUGCCGUUUGAGAUUUCCCUGUGGAUCCUGCUGGCGCUGCUCAUGAAGCUGGGUUUCCACAUCAUUCCCAGAAUUUCCCACAUCGUUCCAGAAAGCUGCCUGCUGAUCUUCGUCGGUCUGCUCAUUGGCGGCGUCAUCAAAGCGAUCCAAGAGAAGGCGCCAGUCAUGGACACCAAGCUCUUCUUCCUCUACCUGCUGCCGCCCAUCAUCCUCGACGCCGGCUACUUCCUGCCCAUCCGGGCCUUCACCGAGAACAUGGGCACCAUCCUGGUCUUUGCGGUGGUGGGGACGCUGUGGAACGCCUUCUUCAUCGGCGGGAUGAUGUUCGCCGUGUGCCAGAUUGAGGCUGCCGCAGCCGCCCAUGUUAGCCUGCUGUCCUGCCUGCUGUUCGGCUCUAUCAUCUCGGCCGUGGACCCGGUGGCGGUUCUGGCCGUGUUCGAGGAAAUUCACAUCAACGAGCUGCUGCACAUCCUGGUGUUUGGAGAGUCGCUGCUUAACGAUGCGGUCACAGUGGUUCUGUAUCACCUGUUUGAGGAGUUUUCCCACGCAGACACUGUUACCGUUGGCGACGCCUUCCUCGGCGUGGUCUCUUUCUUCGUGGUUUCGCUCGGCGGCAUCCUGGUGGGUGUCAUCUACGGCGUCCUGGGUGCCUUCACGUCCCGCUUCACCUCGCACUUCCGCGUCAUCGAGCCGCUGUUCGUCUUCCUCUACAGCUACAUGGCGUACCUCUCUGCAGAGGUCUUCCAUCUGUCCGGGAUCAUGUCUUUGAUUGCCUGUGGCGUCGUCAUGCGGCCAUAUGUGGAGGCCAACAUCUCCCACAAGUCCUACACCACCAUCAAAUACUUCCUGAAGAUGUGGAGCAGCGUGAGCGAGACGCUAAUCUUCAUCUUCCUCGGGGUUUCCACAGUGGAAGGCCCUCACAACUGGAACUGGAUCUUUGUGGUCUUCACCCUCGUCUUCUGCCUCCUUUCCAGAGUGUUGGGAGUCGUUGGCCUCACCUUCAUUAUAAAUAAAUUUCGUAUUGUGAAGCUGACCAAGAAGGACCAGUUCAUCGUGGCCUACGGUGGCCUGCGAGGUGCAAUUGCCUUCUCUCUGGGAUACCUUAUACACCAGGAUGAGGGCAGCAAAGACACGAGGGGCAUGUUCCUCACCGCCAUCAUCACAGUAAUCUUCUUCACCGUCUUUGUGCAGGGGAUGACCAUCAGGCCUCUGGUGGAGCUGCUGGCAGUGAAGAAGAAGAAGGAGAGCAAACCGUCAAUAAACGAGGAGAUUCACACUCAGUUCCUGGACCACCUGCUUACAGGAAUCGAAGACAUCUGUGGACAUUAUGGACAUCAUCACUGGAAGGACAAGCUGAAUCGCUUCAAUAAGACGUACGUGAAGAAGUGGCUGAUCGCAGGCGAGCGCUCCAGCGAGCCGCAGCUCAUCUCCUUCUACAACAAAAUGGAGAUGAAGCAGGCCAUGAUGCUGGUGGAGAGCGGGAGCGCCGCCAAGCUGCCCUCCGUCAUGGCCGCCGCCCCCGCUGCCCCCGCCGCCCCCGCCCAAACCGCGGAGCAGCAGAGCGAACCGACACCAGAGCGAAUGAUCCCCAAGAUCUCAAAGACCCGCGAAGCCGAGAUCCGCCGGAUCCUUCGGGCCAACCUGCAGAACACGCGGCAGAGGCUGCGCUCCUACAGCAGACACGACUUCUUCAUGGACCCGUUUGAGGACAACAUGAGCGAGGUCCGCUUCCGGCGGCAGCGGGUCGAGAUGGAGCGGCGGAUGAGCCACUACCUCACCGUCCCGGCGAAGCAACAGGAAACGCCGUCGGUCCGGAAGGUUUGGUUCGAACCAGAGCACAAAGUCUACACCUACGAUAAGAACGAGAGCACCCGGCCGUCCGACAGCGCCGCCCUGCUGGACGAGUCGAAUCAGCGCGCAGACGGCCAAUCAGAGAGGGAGAAACCGACUCGCUGCCUGAGCGAUCCUGGUCCCGAUGAGGAAGGAAGCUGCUUCCUCCCGUCAUGAUGAAGGUUUCCUCUCUGGACUGGUUGUUCUUGAUGUGUGAUAUGAGGUGACGCAUUUCAGUGUUUUCAGCACCAAACGGACUCUUCAGGGUAUUACGAAGCACAAAAGAAAGAUUAUCAAUGAAGUAAGUUGAUCGAUCAGUUUUACAGCUGAAUGAGUCAUCAGUCAGUUAAUUUUAUAAAGAUGAUUAAUAAAAGAGCAAAAAGGAAACACCUGGAGGGAAAAUGGAAAGAAGGGAGGAAUGGAGGAAUUUACUGCAUAUAAUCCAUAAAUAUCCAGCCUUAGAAGAAAUUCCUGACCUGGAUGCAGUUUGGUCAACUCGCAUCCAGUUGACCAAACUGGAUGCUUUAAAAUGCAUUUUAAAUCCUGCAUUUUAAAGGAUUUAAAAUGCAGAGAUGAAGCAUCUAAAAUGACCACAGGGGGGCGCUUCAAUCACUCCAGAUCAUACAGCCCGUCCUGGUUUGUCCUGCUGACUCUAAACACCUGCUGCUCCAACCGACUGACAGACGCUUCAGUGACUCCAGAUACUGUUUAUAAAGUUACACUGUCAAAAAUUAACAGCAAUAGUUUGGAUUAUUUAGCUGGUCAUGAAAACAAUGUGGAUUAAUUUUUCAAAGUCAUAUUUUCACCAUGUCAUUCAUUUAUAAAUGUCAACGUUUCAGACUGGAUCUGAUAUUUGUGAAUUAAUGAAUGACAUGGUGAAAAUAAGUCUUUGAAAAGUGAAACCCCAUUUUUUCUGAUAUGGUUGAAUAACUCAGAAUGUUGCUGUUCAUUUUUGACAGUGUAACUUUAUAAACUGCACCGCACGUGUCACUGCCUGACGGUGAGGUUACAUCACUUCCGCCCCCUGGUGGCUGGAUGUGGACCAAACUAUGUCCCGCUCCUCCUGAGUAGCAAACUGUUUAUUUGACUGUAAAUCAGUUACUUUUGAAAGCUUGAACUAUGUGUGUCUGUCUAUGAUUUCUGCUGAUUUUGUGGAUAAAAGCAGCAUAAAUUAAGUUGAUCACAUCACCGCAGACACCAAAGGCAGCUGUGCCGAUUCUUUAGUGAUCAUGUUCGACUAAUUAUGUGUUUUACAACAAGCUUGUGCCUUAUUCAGUUGCAUUUCAUUUAUCUUAAUAUCAUGGGAUUAAGUGAACAAAAACUUCAACAUAUUUUUCCAUGUAAUUAAGAGAUAAAUAUUGUAAAGGUGACCAAACGUCUAAACGACCUUUAAUCACCUCCUGACUCAUCGUGUUGCCUCAGGGACUCAAAUGUAGCUUGUCGGAUCCCGACUGCUGAAGGAAAACUCCGGUUUGGAGAUUCAAACAGGAUGUGAUGUUUCAUCAACUUCCUCCUCACUGAGCUUUAAGGCGUUUUAAUGCCUGCCUGCAUCUCUUUUGUCUUACAAGCUUUUAUAUUUUGUGUUGCUGACAUUUAUCUCAUGAAGAAAAACUAUAAUAAAAUAAAUUUACUGUUAA